AACAACAGAGGACGGGGAAUGAAAUCAGGCAACUAUCUGCAGAUAUCCACCCUGACCUAGUACCAAUGAUAGAAAAAACAAAGACCAUGGUCAAAGAAGAAACGAAUGGGAAGAGGUUUUUUCCGACCAAAGCUUUCCACGACGCGCAAGACCACCUCCAAACGAACAGGGUUUUAGUCAUCAAGGGAAACACGGGGGAUGGCAAAACUUCUACCGCCAUUCAACUCCUACACUGGCUGAUAGAGGAGCAGCCAUCCAGACAACCCCUUCAGCUUCAUGACAUUAAGGAUUUAAAAUUAAUGACUCCAAAUUCUAAUCUUGUUACUUUUAUUGAUGAUAUUUUUGGAGAGAAAGAUGUAGGUAGAAUGGAUGUACAAGAGUGGAACAAAAGAAUCACAGAUUUAAAAACACUUUUUGUUAAUGAACAAAUCCAUGGCAAUUGUCUACUCAUUACAAUUCGUAAUGAAAUAUUUAAUGCUUUGGCAAAGUGUUCCUUGGGAGCAGUUUUCACCAAAGCUAACAUCAUUGAUCUGAGCUUAGACAAAUACAAAACGAAAAACGAAAAACAGAAACUUUUAGAGAUGUAUGAACCUGAUAAGUUUUCAUGGGAAGAUGAUGAAAAGAGAAAAAUUCUAGCUUGUUCACCAGAUAUUGGAUUUCCACAAUGUUGUCAACUUUUCUGUAAUUCUGUGGAAUUGCAGAAAAGGCGAGUUGAUUUUUUUGAGAACCCUUUCCAAUUUUUCGUUGAAGCGUUGUCAAAAUUACCAGAAUGUCCUGCCAUUUUGUUUCUCUUCCUCAAUGAUGGGGUGAUAAAGGUAACAGAUCUAGACCCAAAUGGUGAUAAAGUAAACAAAGCAUUGUUAGAUGAAGCAUUUGCUAUCAAUUUGGUUGGUUUUGAAGAUGACAGAACUACAAUGACGUAUAAGAAAAAAGUAGGAUUUGUGAAAGAUAGUUUGGAAAAGUUAUCAGGAUAUUUGGUGAGGAAGAGUAAAAAUAUUUUUUGUCGUGAUGAAGUGUACAGAUUUGAUCAUCAUUCUAUUUUUGUCACAGUAGCUCUUUUGUAUGGAGACAAAACACGAGUUGGCUUUAUACAAAAUUGUCCAACGGAUUUCCUAAGUUAUCUCACAACUUCAAAAACAUCUUCAAAAUCGGUUGCCAUAUCAUCUGAUCACUAUACCUAUUUGUGUGAACGUCUACUCCGAGAGUUUGAGCGUGAAAUGUGGGAUUAUGAUGAUUCUUGUAUUGACGAUUUAGAUGUAUGGAAAGAUCGUGAAUUUGUUGUAACAUUGAUCAGGUUGUUCGAUGAGAGAAAAGUUGAUAGACUUACCGUGUUAAGUAAUGCAUGCUAUUCUGGUUCAAAGGAAUGCGUUGUACAGCUUUUGCGUGAGGGAGUCAAACCUGACAAGGACACACCAUUGUGGCUCAUGAUUAUUAGAGGUGAUGUAUAUAUCGAAGGGGAUGUAGAUAUACUAAAGGCGGUCGUUACAUACUUGAAUGAAGAGAUAAAACUUGACUUGUUCAACAAAGCGUGUGAAUCUGGUUCAGUAGAAUGUGCUUUAUAUCUCCUACAUGAGGGUGUCAAACCUGACAGGGACACACCAUGGUGGUCCUUGAUUACAGGCGGUCAUCAUGGUAGAGGAGAUGUGGAUGUGCUAAAGAAUGUAAUGAUAUAUCUCAAUGAUCAGAUAAAACUUCACUUGUUGAACGAAGCAUGUGGUUCUGAGUCAGAAGACUGUGUCUCAUGUCUGCUGUGUGAGGGAGUCACACCUACUAAGGAAACACUGUUUCCCGUUUUGGAGUAAUGGGCUUAUGAAUGUGUUACGUAAACUGCUAAUUUUAUGACGUCACUCCAAUAGCGCGGGAUAGUUUCAAUAACAGUGUCCUACAUGAAGCCUGUCGGUAUGGGGAAGAGGACCUGGUGAACACGUUGUGUAACACUUAUCCAUACAUGGUACAUGACACAAAUGAAUGGGGAGAGACCCCACUUCAGGUUGCGAAGACGCGAGGAAACAUUUCUAUUAUCCAUAAAGUAGAGAGAACAGAAUCCUUCAUGAGAUCAAGUGCAUGAAUAUCUAGGUAUAUCAGGUAUUAAACACUGAUUCUAAGAUUCAUGUUUAAUUAUAUUUAAGAAACAAAAGACAUUUUUUCUCACUUUCUCAAUCGAAAAUGAAAACAAAGUAAUGCAAAUAUUGCUGGAUUCAGAUUAUCUCAGUUGACUAUACACAUCUAGGUAAAAAAGGAAACCUACAUAAUACGAAAUUCGGGAAAGAUCUGUAAGACAGUUUGGGAAAUAGUUAUAACAGAAUUGAACUGUCCAAAUUCAAAAUAGCAACCUGUAGGCCAGAUUCAGAUCUCUACAAUUAGUCCUAAAAUGACUAUGUACGACUAGGAACAAGGGAAAUCUACAUAAACUUUCUGAGAAAUGUGUAUCAAGACAGAACAUGCAAAACUACGACCAAAGGGAAGCAACUAUAAACUUUGAGAAAGAUCCGUUAUGUACUUAACGUGGACUGAUGAAUAUAGGCGAUUUCAAUAGCCCAUUAUCUGACGACUGUGGACUUGCUUUGUAAAUGAAUAUUAUUUUCUUUCAAAAUUAUACUUGUAAAAACUUACUUUGCUUGAAGAAAACAAAAAUAUAUCAGAGCCUAAACUUUUUAGCUCAUGAUCACGAUAGUGUGUUAUCAAUAUCAAUCUAUGAAAGUGAUCUUCUAUAAACAGUCCUUUGAAUACCAUGCAUGUAAAGCACUUAAAAGACAUCAUGUGCAGUUGGUUCCUCUUGGUCCCUUGUUGUACCAAAUUAAUUUUGAACUUGAUCAAAAGAAACUGACCGAUGGUUCUUACCAUAAGUAAGUUUGUUAACGCUAAUUCCUGAUGAUCUUGGAGGAUAUUUCUCAUACUUGGUGUGUAGGUUUCCUUUGCUACAUUAUUAUGCAUGAUUAAUCUUGAGACUGGUUUGGCCACCUUGGAUAUAUAAGAAACAUUUAAUAUCACUAUUUCUUAUUAAUACUUAAUUCAUCUUUUCAGAUUGCUUUAAUUUGUUCCAUUGUUUCCAAAUGGUUUAGAAGAGAGAAACGAUAAGAUCCGUUCCAUGCUUGCAUAUCCUAUAAUGAUUAUUCAAUUCAGGAUUCCAUGAUCCCUCAAAGACAUGGACUGCUCUUUGUUUAUUUCUGUGCCUGAGCCUUGUCCGAACUACUCCACACAAAUUUGUAACGGAUCUUUAAAACUUAUCAGGCUAACACGUCAUAAGUUAUUCUUGUGUUUUCCAGAGGAGUAUUUUUGAAUUACUUCCAUACUGUAAUAUGUUUGUUCAUUAAUGUCUUCAUAUGCGUGUAUGUUUCUCCAAGAAUGUCUAUAUAAACUUAGGCAUUGACCCUGGUAAAAUGUAAUACUGUAAUAUGUUUCUUCAGUAAUGUCUACACAAACUCAGACAUUAAACCUGGCAGAAUGUGUUGUACGUCCAUACUGUAAUAUGUUUCUCCAGAAAUGUCUACAUCAACUCAGACAUUAACCCUGACAAAAUGUGUUGUACUUCCAUACUGUAAUAUGUUUCUCCAGAAAUGUCUACAUAAACUCUGACAUUAACCCUGAAAGAAUGUGUUGUACUUCCAUAUUGUAAUAUGUUUCUCACGGAAUGUCUACAUAAACUCUGACAUUAGCCCUGACAGUAUGUGUUGUACUCCAAUUCCAUACUGUAAUAUGUUUCUCCAGGAAUGUCUACAUAAACUCAGACAUUAACCAUGACAGAAUGUGUUGUACUUCCAUACUGUAAUAUGUUUCUCCAGAAAUGUCUACAUAAACUCUGACAUUAACCCUGAUAGAAUGUGUUGUACUUCCAUACAGUAAUAUGUUUCUCCAGGAAUGUCUACAUAAACUCUGACAUUAGCCCUGACAGAAUGUGUUGUACUUCCAUACUGUAAUAUGUUUCUCCAGGAAUGUCUACAUAAACUCUGACAUUAACCCUGACAGAAUGUGUUGUACUCCGAUUCCAUACUGUAAUAUGUUUCUCCAGGAAUGUCUACAUAAACUCAAACAUUAACCCUGACAGAAUGUGUUGUACUUCCAUAUUGUAAUAUGUUUUUCACGGAAUGUCUACAUAAACUCAGACAUUAAACCCUGACAGAAUGUGUUGUACUCCCAUACUGUAACCUGUUGCAGAAGAAAUGUCUACCUUAAUUCCAAGACAUUAUUAUAAUGUAUAGGUAAUGUUUCGAGCUGAUAUAUUGCUGUUCUUACCAGCCCAAAUGACAAAUGAGCUUUAGUUUUGAUACAUCAUCCGUUGUCUGCCCAUCCAUAUGUUGUAUUCCAGGCGUUAUUUAUUUUUUUAUCCAACCAAGCUCUCAACCAAACAACACAAUAUAUUUUUAUGGUACGCAGGUCACUGGGGAGAAAUUUGUUAAAAAUAUGUAAAUGACCAAAUCUAAAUAACGAAGACAUCAUUUCUAUGGUAUUGGCCAAUAACAUACUAGUAUUAAGUGAUACAAAUUUGUUAAUGUACUGACCUAACUAAGGUAACGCGAGUCUACAUUUGUAUUUUUUCAGACUCAAAUAACCUAGAAUCAAAUAUGCUCCCUAAUGUAGAUAAGAAACGCCAAUAGAUGCUUUAUUAUAUACAGGAAAUAGCCGUGAUAAUGGAAUGUGAGAAACCAUUUUAGAUGACACAAACCUAUCAUCUAGGAACUUGACUCAUAUAAUACAGAAAAAGAAGUUAUAAAUGUAUGCCGUAAGUUAAGUGGAAAUAAAAACUGUGACGAGAACAAAAUCCCUACUUAACGUUUUAUUGGUUACAAGAAUAUAUUGAUAAAAUAUCUAUUCACUUUUUUAUUCGUUUUCAAUCGGGAAUUUUCCAUAUGUCUUGAUCAACUGGGCAUUUCACCACGGUGUAUAAAAAGGUGAUAGAGACAAUGCAAAUAAUUACAGGGAGGUUACUCUUGCCAGUUAUAUGGGGGAGUUAUUCACCUCUAUAAUGAAUGAACCUCUUGUGAAUUAGGUUGCUAAACAUAUUAUAUUAACAGAUGCCCAAUUUGGUUUUAGAACUGAAACUCAACUCUUGAUUUUAUCUAUCUAUUUAUUUAUUUAUUUAUGGGUAUUACGUCCGCUAUUACGGCCUUACGGCCUUUCAGCUGACGAAACUCUUGAUGCAAUAUUUGUUCUUUAAAUUUUAAUUAAAUGGAGUAAAUAAAGGUGGUAGAUAUA
Molecule: messenger RNA, 5193 nt
Organism: Pecten maximus
Lineage: Eukaryota; Metazoa; Mollusca; Bivalvia; Pectinida; Pectinidae
Exons: 3
Coding region: 66-1802 (578 amino acids)
Molecular function (GO): protein binding
Source: RefSeq, a predicted model, not a curated record